AUUUUGUCAGAAGAAGACUUCAGAAUUAGCAAUAAUAUAAUCACUUAUUUUAGAGGAACCAUAUACCACUAUUAUAUUAAACAUUAAGAUGAAAUGUUUCAUUUAUCUCUGAGAAAUAAGUGUGUGUAGAGCGUUUAGUAAUGGCGCUUUUGGAGGCCUUCCGGUCAAAUUGGCUAAUAGCUACUUUUGGCUGUAUACUUUUUACUGGAGGAUUAUGCGUACUCUCCUGGAAUGAAGGACGAGCUGUGCACACAAUUUUAUCUCUUGAUGAAGCACUUGAUGAUGCAAUAACUUUGGAUCCUAAUGAAGAGUUGGAGUACAAUUACAAUGGUCGGAUAGUACAUAUGACUGGAUCUAUAGUGAUUGGAGAACCACUUACAGAACCAGACUACAACAUACAAAUCCUUGCCGUAAAAUUGAAGCGUCGGGUACAAAUGUUUCAAUGGGUGGAGGAGUCAAUGGAACACAAUUAUGGGGAAAGUGUUGCAUCUGUGCAAACAGAAAGUCGUACAUACUAUUACUAUACCGAGUGGCGUGACAAAUUAAUUGACUCCCGUAAUUUUUACAUACGCACGGGACAUCAAAAUCCUGAUCGAUUUCCUAUAGAAAGCCAAACACAAGUUGCUGACGCGGUCUUCAUUGGCAAGUACGAACUGGGUAACGAAAUCAAGAAUAAAUUUACAAACUACGUGGAAUUGACUUCCGAUACAAGGCCAGACGAUCCUACAAUUAAAAUGCAUUUAGGGCUAUAUUACCACACAAACGAUGUUUUUAAUCCAGAAAUAGGCGACAUACGUUUACUAUUUUCGUUUGCUGGAAUGGAGGGCGAAAUGUACACUGUAGUAGGAAAAUUGAUGAAUAACAAAAUAUUGCCAUAUCGAACCAGUCGAGGCGUUGAUAUACUGCUUGUAUAUAGCGGCGAACUCGGACUUGCGGAAGUUUUUAAGCGAGAACAUCACGCGCAACGGCUUACUACGUGGGGCUAUCGCUUUAUGGGUUGGGUUUUGGUGUUCUUUGGUGUUACGUGUACAUCCAAGCUAUUACAUAUUAUGUUAAGCCGUAUUGCUUUCCUCGCUGUCUUAGCGCCGGAUCCACAGUUCCCCGUUGGUGCUAAUAUCAUGUUAUCAUUGUCCCUUGCACUAAUUAUAGCCUCAAUUGCGUGGAUCCUGCAUCGUCCAAUGAUUGGUGCCAGCUUGUUGUUUGCCGCGGCAUCACCAUUUUUGUGGUGCGCUCGUAGUAUGUCAAAUUAUCAACGCGUCAACUAAAAAUGAAUGUAAAACUUACGGAGAAAACUGGCGUAACGGUAUAGUUUAUUUUAAUAAAUUACGUACUUCUCUGCUAGUCAUUAGAAUAAUUGUUUAAUAAAAACAUUUUUAGUUUAUGUAUGUAAAUAUAUUGACAAAAUGACUUAAUUAAAAAACGUUUUGAUAACAAAUUCAA
This is a messenger RNA of Bactrocera tryoni, 1440 nucleotides long. RefSeq names its product transmembrane protein 43 homolog (gene Tmem43). Bases 141 to 1265 code for a protein of 374 amino acids. The transcript is spliced from 5 exons. The record is from RefSeq and is a predicted model, not a curated record. Gene Ontology annotation, cellular component: nuclear inner membrane. Gene Ontology annotation, biological process: nuclear membrane organization. NCBI's taxonomy places the organism in Eukaryota, Metazoa, Arthropoda, Insecta, Diptera, Tephritidae.